Aspergillus glaucus CBS 516.65 is the source of this 909-nucleotide messenger RNA. RefSeq lists its product as uncharacterized. The record is from RefSeq and is a predicted model, not a curated record. The transcript is spliced from 2 exons. NCBI's taxonomy places the organism in Eukaryota, Fungi, Ascomycota, Eurotiomycetes, Eurotiales, Aspergillaceae. The coding region runs from base 126 to 707 and encodes 193 amino acids. Gene Ontology annotation, molecular function: nucleic acid binding; zinc ion binding.
UCAUUCCAGCGACAACUAGUCGUACACAUGGGAAAUAUCAACUUUUAAUCCUUGAUGGCCAUGGGAGUCAUUUAACUCCUAAAUUCGACCAAGUUUGCAAAGAGAACAAUAUUAUACCAAUUUGCAUGCCAGCACACUCUUCACAUCUUCUGCAACCACUUGAUAUUGGGUGUUUUGCUCCUUUAAAGCGUGCGUACAGCCGGCUAGUUGAGAACCAGAUGCGGCUUGGGUUCAACCAUAUUGACAAGUUUGACUUUCUUGCCGCCUACCCAAUUGCUCGUGUGGAAGCUUUCCAAUCUCAGACUAUUCAAAAUAGCUUUGCAGGAGCUGGUUUAGUGCCAUAUAACCCAGAAAGCCCUCCAAGCCCGCUGAAGCAGCAAAUCAACCAAGUUCUCAAGGCCUGUGAGAUCCAAAUGCAUUCAACUGCUCUACUAGAGGUUGAAGCACGCAAAUUACAUGCUGCCCAUGAGAAGCAGAAGCAAAAGCGCCGACGAUCUAAUAGACAGAUACUAAAUGAGGGUGGAAUGACUGUUCAGGAGAGCCAGCAGAUCAUACAGCAUCCUAUAGAAGCAAUUGAAGCACCAAGACCCAUCCCUGCAGAAGCACCAAUUUCACCUAAUUUGCCAGUUCCUGCGAGAAGGAAGCUACCAAAAUGUAGCAUAUGCGGACAGGAAGGACACAGGUCAAACCAUUGCCCUCACAGAUAGUUCUUUACCUAAUAUACUGGCGUUAAUGUGGUUAAAAAUGCGUUCAAAAGAGUAGGGUAGGCGGUAGGGUGGCGGGUCGCUUGGGGUGGCGGGUCGCUUGGGAAAUACGUUAUCCCAUUCAUGAUUUGACCAAGCACUUAUCCCAUAAAUUUACCCGUACACCCCAAAAUACACUGUGUAGUUACAACGAUCCCAACCCAAC